GCUGCAUGGCGCUGAGAUGGCGGGGGCGCCGCGCGGCCGAGGCGGAGGCGGCGCGGGCGAGCCUGGGGGCGCCGAGCGGGCUGCCGAGCCAGGCGGCUGGCGCGGGCUGCGGGCGUGCAACGAGGACUUCGCGUGCCCCGAGCUGGAGGCGCUGUUCCGCGGCUACACGCUGCGGUUGGAGCAGGCGGCCACGCUGAAGGCGCUGGCCGUGCUCAGCCUGCUGGCGGGCACGCUGGCGCUGGCCGAGUUGCUGGGCGCUUCGGGGCCCGCGCCCAGCCUGGCGAAGGGCUCACACCCGGUGCACUGCGUGCUCUUCCUGGCGCUGCUGGUCGUCACCAACGUCCGCUCGCUGCAGGUGCCGCAGCUGCAGCAUCUCGGCCAGCUCGCGCUACUCUUCUGCCUCACCUUCGCGCUGCUCUGCUGCCCCUUCGCGCUCGGCGGCCCCGCCGGGUUCCACGCCGGGGUAGCUGCGGGGUCUGCGACGGCCGACCAGGGCGUUUGGCAGCUCCUCCUGGUCACCUUCGUGUCCUACGCCCUGCUGCCCGUGCGCAGCCUGCUGGCCAUCGGCUUCGGGCUCGUGGUGGCCGCCUCGCACUUGCUGGUCACGGCCACCUUGGUCCCUGCCAAGCGCCCACGUCUCUGGAGGACGCUCAGCACCAACGCCCUGCUCUUCGUGGGUGUGAACAUGUACGGGGUCUUCGUGAGGGUCCUGGCCGAGCGCUCCCAGCGGAGGGCCUUCCUGCUGGCCCGGAACUGCAUCGAGGACCGGCUGAAGCUGGAGGAUGAGAAUGAGAAGCAGGAGCGGCUGCUCAUGAGCCUCCUGCCCCGGAACGUUGCCAUGGAAAUGAAGGAGGACUUCCUGAAGCCCCCUGAGAGGAUUUUCCACAAGAUUUACAUCCAGCGGCACGACAAUGUGAGCAUCCUCUUUGCGGACAUCGUGGGCUUCACGGGCUUGGCAUCCCAGUGCACUGCCCAGGAGCUGGUGAAGCUGCUGAAUGAGCUCUUCGGCAAGUUUGAUGAGCUGGCCACGGAGAACCACUGCCGCCGCAUCAAGAUCCUGGGGGAUUGCUACUACUGCGUGUCGGGCCUCACCCAGCCCAAGACUGACCACGCCCACUGCUGCGUGGAGAUGGGCCUGGACAUGAUUGACACCAUGACGUCUGUGGCUGAGGCCACCGCGGUGGCCCUGAACAUGCGUGUGGGGUUGCACACCGGCCGGGUCCUGUGCGGUGUUCUGGGCCUGCGCAAGUGGCAGUACGAUGUGUGGUCCAACGACGUGACGCUGGCAAACGUCAUGGAGGCCGCUGGCCUGCCUGGGAAGGUCCACAUCACGAAGGCGACGCUGGAGUGCUUGAAUGGUGACUACGAGGUGGAGCCAGGCCACGGGCAGGAGAGAAACAGUUUUCUGCGAACUCACAACAUCGAGACCUUUUUCAUUGUGCCCUCGCACCGGCGAAAGGUGUUCCCGGGGCUGAUCCUGUCAGACAUAAAGCCCGCGAAGAGGCUGAGGUUCCGGACCGUGUGCUACCUGCUGGUGCAGCUCAUGCACUGCCGGAAGAUGUUCAAGGCGGAGAUUCCCUUCUCCAAUGUCAUGACCUGCGAGGACGAUGACAAGCGCAGGGCGUUGAGAACAGCUUCGGAGAAACUCAGAAACCGCUCGUCUUUCUCCGCAAAUGUCGUCUACGCCACCCCAGGCACUCGCGUCAACAGGUACAUCGGCCGCCUCCUAGAGGCCCGCCAGACCGACCUGGAGAUGGCGGACUUGAACUUCUUCACCCUGAAGUACAAGCAGGCUGAGCGGGAGCGAAAGUACCACCAGCUGCAGGACGAGUACUUCACCAGCGCCGUCGUGCUCGCCCUCCUCCUGGCCGCCUUAUUUGGCCUCAUCUAUCUGCUGAUAAUCCCGCAGAGUGUGGUCGUCCUGCUCCUGCUGGUAUUCUGCAUCUGCUUCCUAGUGGCCUGUGUCCUGUAUCUGCACAUUGCUCGGGUCCAGUGUUUCCCAGGGUGCCUGACAAUCCAGAUUCGCACGGUCUUGUGUAUUUUCAUAGCAGUCUUGAUCUACUCUGUGGCCCAAGGAUGUGUGGUGGGCUGCCUGCCCUGGGCCUGGAGCUCCAGUCCCAAUGGAUCCCUGGUGGUCCUGUCUUCUGGAGCCCAGGACCCAGUGCUGCCGGCCCCCCCCUGUGAGUCUGCACCCCACGCCCUGCUCUGCUGCCUUGUGGGCACCCUCCCGCUCUCCAUCUUCCUGCGGGUGUCCUCCUUGCCCAAAAUGAUUCUGCUGUCCGUGCUCACGGCGUCCUACAUCCUGGUCCUGGAGCUCAGCGGGUACACCAAGGCUGUGGGGGGCGGCUCCGUCUCCGGGCGCAGCUUCGAGCCGAUCGUGGCCAUCCUGCUGUUCGCGUGCACGCUGGCCCUGCACGCCCGGCAGGUGGACAUCAGACUGCGGCUGGACUACCUCUGGGCUGCGCAGACGGGGUGCCCUUGUAUGGGCUUUGCACGUGGGACACAGCUGCUGCUGGCUCAUCCCCUCCCCUUGAGGGACUCAGACCCAUCACAGCCCCGUGAAGCACCCCCAGGGUUCUGGGAAGAGCCACGAGGACCAUGGGAGGAUGAAGAGCUGCUGUUGAGGGGACAAGACAAAUGGCAGCAGGAAGGGUCUUCGAAGAGACCCCAGGCAGAGGAGGAGCGAGACGACAUGGAAAAAGUGAAGCUGGACAACAGAAGGAUUCUCUUCAACCUCCUGCCGGCUCACGUCGCCCAGCACUUCCUCAUGUCCAACCCCCGGAACAUGGACCUCUACUACCAGUCGUACUCGCAGGUGGGCGUCAUGUUCGCCUCCAUCCCCAACUUCAAUGACUUCUACAUCGAGCUGGAUGGCAACAACAUGGGGGUGGAGUGCCUGCGUCUCCUCAACGAGAUCAUCGCCGACUUCGACGAGCUCAUGGAGAAAGACUUUUACAAGGACCUGGAGAAGAUCAAGACCAUAGGCAGCACCUACAUGGCCGCGGUGGGGCUGGCGCCCACAGCCGGGGCCACGGCUAAGAAGUGCAUCUCCUCCCACCUCAGCACGCUGGCGGAUUUUGCCAUCGAGAUGUUCGACGUCCUGGAUGAGAUCAACUACCAGUCUUACAAUGACUUUGUGCUCCGUGUGGGAAUCAACGUUGGGCCUGUGGUGGCCGGGGUGAUCGGGGCUCGCCGGCCGCAGUACGACAUCUGGGGAAACACGGUCAAUGUGGCCAGUCGGAUGGACAGCACCGGGGUCCCAGGCAGAAUCCAGGUGACAGAGGAGGUCCACCGGCUGCUGAGGCAGGGUGCGUACCACUUCCUGUGCCGAGGCAAGGUCAGCGUCAAGGGCAAGGGUGAGAUGCUGACAUACUUCUUGGAAGGCAGGACUGAUGGAAACAGUUCUCAAAGCAGGUCCCUGAACUCGGAGCGGAAAAUGUGUCCUUAUGGGAGAGCUGGCCUCCAGACCAGACUGGCUGCAGGCCGUCCCCCGCUGCGCCCCAUGGCUAGCCUCCCAGUCGGAGCUGGGCUGGGGGCUCCGCAGGGCUCGGGGCUCACCCCCCGGCCCCCUGGCCCGCACCUGGCCCUUGGAGCAGCUGGGAAGGAGGCUUAGUGGAGUUCAUGCUGGCCGCUGGGGGCACAGAGCAGAAUUCUCGGGGCUCGGUCACCGCAGCAGGACCAGCCCGGCCAGCACAGAAGGGCUGGGGAAGGGGUGCUGUCCAGGCAGGACCUGAAGCAGCUGGGCAGUGACUCGGGGAGGGGGAGCCCUGUCUGCACGGACACGAGGCUUUUCACACCACCCUGCCCUCAGUGGCUGAGGGAGCUGGCUGCCCAGGUGGCCAGGUCAGCCUAGGAGGUCGGGACCUUCAGAACUCCCACCAGGGCUGGCUGGCUGGUCUCGUGCGAGCCCUGAGACGGAGCCUAGUCAGCCCAGUGUGGCAGGUCCCACAUGGGCAGCUCCAGUCCUGGGUGGCAGCCAGCUGGAGCCCGGAGUGGGAGUCAGCCCUCUCUCAGCAGGGCCAUGAGGGCUGGGACCAGGCCCACAGCUAGCUGGGCCUUGGAUGGUUUGGGGACAACUGAGCUGCCCCAGCCCCACCGCGUGGAUGGUGGAGGCUGCGGACUUUUCUCCAAAGCCGCUUUUUGCUAAGAGCCAGAGGCAGGUCUUCUGGAAUUUUUGGGGCCCUGCAGCCAUAUCUCUGCAUUGUGACCAGCACCUCCGGUCGGCCCCGCCUAAUGGUGUCGGCUCCCAGAGCUCCCAGCGCCCCUACUCUGCCGUCACUGGCCGGUCAGUCAGUGUAGUUCUUACUUCUGUGUGGCAUCUUGGGCUCCUACACGUUGAAGGACAGUGCAAGGCUUGGUUGGUUUUGACAACGUGACCCUCACAGCCGUGAAAAACUUCCUUGACGGAGGUGUGUCUGGCAGAAGCGGCCGGGGACGUGGUGUUUGGAAUUCGUUUCUGGCUGUAAAUCUGUGUCCCUGCUCCAGUCCGCAGGGACCAUGACUGCAGGCAGUUCUGUGGAAGUCUGGGACCCCCCCCCCACCCCCUCCUGGGUGUCUCUACCGUCGCAUGGAGGUGGAGAAAGAGGACUGUUGUUUGUGCUGCUGGGGACGGGUCUGGGAGGGACAGUGGGAAGGGAUGUGUGUGGACACCUCAGCUCAGCGCAGGGAGGAGGGUGGCGGGAUCUGGGGGCAAGUCAGCCGUGGAUGGCCGUCCACAGACGCACGGCUCCAGGAGGGCUCUGGGCUGCAGCUGAGACCCACUCGGUCGAAGGAGCCUGGGGAGCCCUCGUGCACGGCAGGAACAGGCUCCCUCUGGACUGAGCCCCGUGGGAUGGCUGGUGCUGUCCCUGGAAUUCCCAGCGAGGGCGUGAGAUGUGGCCUCCUACUUGGGGAGGGCUCACCCCCACCAAGCCGUGUCGCCGUGGGGGGGCAGCGGGUAAAGGCCUUUCCUCCCUGAGCUUUGUGGUGCCCCCCGCUGAGGACCUGCUCUGGCCGUUGCUCUGUGGAGAAGUACAAGGCGGCUGAAUUCCAGCCCUCUCCUCCCCACCCGCAGACACAGUGUGACUCCUUCAGGGGAAGCAGAGAGAGUGUGGCCUUUCUGCCCGCUCAUCCCAGCCCAGCUCGCACCACCAGCAGGGCGGUGCAGGGGGGUAGGAAGUACAGGGCCUGAGCUGUGCGUGUGCUGUCACAUGACAAAGGGCGCUUUGCAGAGGGGGUCACGAGCACGGCCGCAAGCUGGGGAGAGGACCCUGCUAUCCGGGGGGCUCAGCAUGACCAAGUGUCCCCUUAGAAGUGGAGGAAGGAGGCAGGGUGGUCAGGAUGAUCCAAAGAUGAGGGGCUGCUGCCGGUAGAAGGUGAGGGUGUCCCGGCCGUUACCCCACAGUCACAGGCGCUGAGCUCAGCAUCAGCCCCAGUGAGUGGAGGCAGGGGGACCCGGGUGACAGCCCAGCCGACAACACCAGGCGUCACCUUGCAGGGCUGGACCUCAGGUCCACAGAGCCGCUGUGCGAAGCCUGGAAACAUGCCACCCUGUGGCGUGCAGCCGCCAGGGGCCCUCCCACGCCGAUGCCACAGCGCCAGCCAGCCUCAGCAGGUCCAACCCUCCUGCUUCCUGGGGCGCGGGCCGUGAGCCGGCGGUCCUGGGGUUUGGUGCGAAGCACUUCCUUUUUAUUUGUGGUAAGAUUUUGUUGUGUUGCCUUAUUUAUUUUUCAUCUUGUACGAUAUUCACGUCCCGACGUCGGAGCCUUUGAGCAGGAUACUCUAAGUGAUUGACUAGAAAGCUCUGUAAAUACCACACCAGUCCUACGACAAUGAAGAAAGUGGACCCUGUGCGACAGGUGCACUUCAGCCCGAUACGCGUGCUCCUCACGCGUCGCGCCCUGCGGGGCGACACCCGCCCUUGGCAGUGACCCAUGUAUCCUGCAUGACCCUUGUGUGCCUGUGCCCAACCUCAGUAGCGUAGAAUAGCCCGAAAUCUACAGACCCCUGGCCCUGGCCGGUUCUCUCCACGGUGCUGGAGUCCUGCAGGGAGACACCCCCACACAGCCAGCUCACGGAGCCUGCUGUGUUCAUCAGGCUCAAAAGCCACCAGGGCUUCCGGACACCUGGUGUCCCUAGAAGCAAUAAGUAACUUUAUCUAAACUGUAGAGACAAGUCUGGUCCAAGGCUGGCUCAGAGACGGGUCACGGGACGAGUCUGCCUGAAUGGGUGGCACUGUGGGGCUGCCCCCCCCGGCCCCCAGCCCUUCCUGCAGACGCAGCUCGGGCAGCUCACUCUGGGAGCUCGCUGUCAGCGCCCUGGGCUCGGGAAGCAGAGGGCCUGCCUUAGCGCUUGCCAGGUUGCCCUCAGGUGAGGAAGGAGGGAGGCGGGCAUCCCAGCUCUGUGCACAUCUGUGACUUGUCCCCAUGUCUCAGGUCGUCCAAGGGCAUGGCAUGUGCAUGUGCUGUGCCCCUGGCCGGCGCCCGUCUCCUGGUACACAGGCUGCUGCCGGGCUCUGGGCACGGGUGGGAUCCCACCAGUCUUCAGACACCACAUGUGGGCACCAGGUAGGCCGUCGUCCCAGUGGCCCUGGAAGCAGCGCUGAGCCCUGCUUUUACUCCCACUCCAGAAGGAAGGGCUGGGGUACCACUCAGCCCUGUCUUUAGGUUUUCUGCCAGGCAGGGGACCUGUCUCCGUUCCAGCGUGCAGCCUUCUUCUGCACAGCAUGUCCCAGGGUCCCGAGUUGGGUCCUGCAGUGUCUGCCGCGUGGCAGUCCCUCCCAGAACACAGGCACUCAGCCUGUACGGCCAGCGCUGACUGUGCACGCAGGUGCCCGUCACGGGUGCAGGUCACCGAGCAGCCCUGGGAUGGGGCGGCUGAGCUGCUCUUGCUACUUUUGGUCCUGACACCGUGUGGACCUGUAGGCUCUCCAAGCAGUGACGCCCUGGACCUACCCCCCUUUAAUGGCUUCAAUUAAAAAAAAAAACAGAACUGAAAAACCAGAAAACAUCAGCCUUCUGAGAGGCUGUUGGCUUUAAAAUAUUGCUUUGGUGCAGCAAUGAGAAACGAGUGGUGCGGGUGGGAGGUCGGGCCACGCACGUCCCUCGCCCACUGUGGAUGUUCCUGCUGAGAGCCUGAGCCGGCCGGCCCUGGUUCCCGUUUAAAAUCUGGGCUCCACAGCAAGUGACGAUGACUGAAGGUUCCUGCUACGGUAGCUGGGACCUCAGCUGGGCUGGGUUUAGAUCAGAGUCAGGACCUGCUGGGGGCUGCGGGGCGAGGCCCGUGUCUGUCAGGUGGCCAUCGUGGUGACUCAGGCCUCCGUGAGUCGGGGACAGCAAGGAGGUACAUGUCCCCCAAGGACGCCGACACCACCGUCCCUGGGCUCACGCAACACAGGCUGAGGAGAGGCUGUGGCCUGGGGUGCACGGCUGGCAAAGAGGGCAGUGGGGGGGGCCUAGGUCAGUGCGAUCUCCAUGGGCCCGGCUCCCCACCACACCCACCAAGUUGCACCUGAGUCGGGUGGGCUCGGGCCAGUGUCCUUGGCUGCAGGGGUCCCAGCCCAGGCCUGAGGCUGAGGGGCUUGAGGUCUGCCUGCCUGGAGGGCAGGGUGUGCACAGGACGGCAGGCAGGUCCUCACCUGGACCUCACGCUGGGGCUCGUCCUCGAGGCUGAGCCUGUCUGUCCUUCAACAGCUGAUCUUGCAGGAUGUAAAAUGUUUGGCCUGGAAAGUCCCUACUGAGUCCGGUCACACCUUCUGUCGUGACCCAUAUCCCGUGGCAGAACCUGUCACUGUCUAAGAAAACAGGCUCUCCUUUGGCGAUGUGGUGUCCCCAUCUUUCUGUGAAGCCCCUCUGACAUCAGACACGGGAGAAUGGGGUCCCCCAAACCGUACAUGUUUCUCCACUUACCUGGACCCAACCCAUCUCCCGGCUCCUGGUCAGAGCCACCCUCCGUCACUGUCAUUGUCACCCUGCUGGCCUGGUGUAGGCUGUCAGUGUUCUUCCCUGGGGCUUGGAGGGCGGCCGAGAGCGGGUUCACUGGGGAUUACGACGAGUGGUGGGAAAUUGGGUGCCCCGGCCCUCCCCGGGCCCUGAGUCUCCAGAACCGGCAGCUCAAACUUCAGGUGGGUCGGUUUCCAAAACGCUCACUUACUGAGAACUGAUGUUUAAGUGGAGGGCAUCCUAGAGUCACCCCCGGGAGAUCUGUCCAACCUCUUGGGCUUGUGAGCCACGUACAGGCAGUCGGCAGGACAGCCAUUCGUAGCCGUGUCCAGGCUUUCGCUCCCGUGUGUGCAGUGGGCACUUGGCACACGGACAGCCAGAACUUGUUACUUGCCUCCCACCAGCAACCCCCAUGCAGCCUUGGGCCUCGGGCCCCGGGCAUGAAGCACACGUCUCGGGACCGUCCCCUUGUCCUGGGAACCCCGAGGAACCCCGCCACCUCUGCACACACGGGGAGAGCCACACUCCCAGCAGGCGUCCUGCAAAGCUGAGCGGUUUGGCCCCCGUCCCUGUAAAAACUGCGACACAUAAGCCAUUCACUCUCAGAGUCGCAUGCCAUGAAGACCCUAAUUGUGUGAAAUUUAGUUUGAAGACAUGCAGCAUGCACAGCCGAAGGACAGGUGGCCUCAGGCCAUCUGCUGGCUGGCCGCAGAGCGUCCCCGGCAUGGUGGGUCCUGCAGCCUGAGCCCGAGCAACUCCUGCACACACCUGCCAGCCCCGUCUGUCACUGACACUGAUUGUGCACCACCUUGCACAAGCAAACACAGCGGAAUGUAGCCUCUUAGCAGCAGAUCCCAUUCUCAUUUAGGUAAACCCAUGUCCACUCGUGGACUGUCCGUCCUCGAUAAGAAAGGUGUGUGGCGGCCUCAGCCCUCUGUGUCGGCUGGUAGGGCUGUCCCUCCACGGGGUACAGUGGGUGGCACAUGGGACACGUCUCCCACUGGGAGAGUUCCCUGAGCAUGCUUUAGAUGCGAACGCAAGAUGACGAUCGGAAUGACAACUCAAUUUCACCGGUAACUUCUCAUGAUAGAUUUGUAUGAUCAAUACGGGUCUAUUUUUAUGUCAACUGGACACUGUAGAGUACCUUCCAGUCUUUUCCAAGAUUGUUAAAUUGAGACAAGUAAUUGAAUAAUUUGUCCUAUUUUUAUUUUAAAAAAGUGAAUGGACUGAAAUGUUAAAUGUGAAUGUACAUUUCUUAAUUGCAACUUUUCUACUGAGUGUUUGCACUAUACUUUCUGGAACCUUAUUUAACAAAAGUAAAAGGAAAAAAAU
This is a messenger RNA of Rhinolophus ferrumequinum (greater horseshoe bat), 9251 nucleotides long. It is a transcript of the gene ADCY1, whose product is annotated as adenylate cyclase 1. Gene Ontology annotation, molecular function: adenylate cyclase activity. NCBI's taxonomy places the organism in Eukaryota, Metazoa, Chordata, Mammalia, Chiroptera, Rhinolophidae. Gene Ontology annotation, cellular component: plasma membrane. Bases 17 to 3613 code for a protein of 1198 amino acids. The record is from RefSeq and is a predicted model, not a curated record. Gene Ontology annotation, biological process: intracellular signal transduction; adenylate cyclase-activating G protein-coupled receptor signaling pathway; cAMP biosynthetic process. The transcript has 21 exons.